AUGUGCCUAUUUGCAGUCACUGCCUCUACCACCACUACCAGCAGAGUAGUGGAUUACUAUGAAGUUCUAGGAGUGCAGAGACAUGCUUCACCUGAGGACAUUAAAAAGGCUUAUCGAAAAGUGGCACUAAAACGGCACCCUAAUAAAAAUCCAGAAAAUAAAGAAGCCGAGAGAAAAUUCAAAGAAGUAGCAGAGACAUAUGAGGUAUUAUCAAAUGAUGAAAAACGGGACAUUUAUAAAAAACAUGGCAAGGAAGGAUUAAAGGCUGGAGGCGAAAGACAUUUUGAUGAGUCCUCUGAGUAUGGCUUCAUAUUCCAUAAGCCAGAUGUUUUUAAAGAAAUUUUUGGUGAAAGGGAUCCAUUUUCAUUUCAUUUCUUUGAAGACUCACUUGAAGACCUUUUAAACCAUCCAAGAAGCUCCUAUGGAAGCAGAAACAGAGGUGCAAGAUCCUUUUCCUCUACACCCAGGGAGUGUCCAGUUUUUGAGAGAUUUUCUUCAUAUGAUACAGGAUAUACACCACAUGGUUCACUGGGCCGUGAGGGCUUUAGCUCCUUCUCAUCCCUGGCAUUUGCUAACAGUGGGAUGAGCAAGUACGUAUCUGUUACAACUGCAGGUAAAACUGUUAAUGGCAGAAAGACCAACACAAAGAGAAAUACUGAGAAUGAUCAAGAAAGGGAAGAGGGUGAAUUAAAGUCCUUUCUUUUAAACGGUGUGGCAGAUGAAGAGGGCUUUGCAGAAGAAGGCAGCUGGAGAAGACAGUCGUUCAACAGUUACUCACCAAAGCCCUACAGCCCCAAACAUGUAUCUCAAUACACUUUUAUGGACAACGAUGAGCAAGGUAUACCUUGGGUCACCAGCAACUGGAAUCCUUCUAUUUUCUCAGCAGGACUCAAAGAAGGUGGCAAAAGGAAAAAAAAGAAGCAUAAAGAAGCACAGAAGAAGUCAACCAAAGGAAUCGUUAAAUUGACUCUUCAGACAUAUUACGGUCAUGUAACAUUUGAACAACUCUUUGUGUUUGGUUAA
Phacochoerus africanus (Common warthog) is the source of this 1023-nucleotide messenger RNA. It is a transcript of the gene DNAJB7, whose product is annotated as DnaJ heat shock protein family (Hsp40) member B7. NCBI's taxonomy places the organism in Eukaryota, Metazoa, Chordata, Mammalia, Artiodactyla, Suidae. The record is from RefSeq and is a predicted model, not a curated record. Gene Ontology annotation, molecular function: ATPase activator activity; Hsp70 protein binding. Gene Ontology annotation, biological process: protein refolding; positive regulation of proteasomal ubiquitin-dependent protein catabolic process. Gene Ontology annotation, cellular component: endoplasmic reticulum membrane; cytosol.